Messenger RNA from Habropoda laboriosa, 3596 nucleotides. It is a transcript of the gene Tnks, whose product is annotated as tankyrase. Gene Ontology annotation, molecular function: protein binding; NAD+ poly-ADP-ribosyltransferase activity. The record is from RefSeq and is a predicted model, not a curated record. Lineage: Eukaryota; Metazoa; Arthropoda; Insecta; Hymenoptera; Apidae.
AAAGCUUUCAACAUUAUGAGCCAGUGAAGUGUAUCUGUCGGACAGUGGCGUGAAAAUGGCGGUGUAAAAUGGCAGGACGUAGAUCGACGUUGACAAAUGCCGAUUCCCUGUCGGGAUCUGGAAACACAGAUCCUCUGAGGGAACUCUUCGAAGCAUGUAAAACCGGAGACCUCGCGAGGGUGAAGGCGUUGGUUACACCGAAGACGGUCAAUGCUCGAGACACUGCCGGACGCAAGUCCACCCCCCUGCAUUUUGCAGCUGGUUAUGGUAGGAGAGAUGUGGUAGAAUUCCUGCUUUCUGCUGGAGCAUCCAUUCAAGCACGUGACGAUGGGGGUUUACAUCCCUUGCAUAACGCUUGUUCUUUUGGACAUUCUGAUGUUGUAAGACUUCUCUUAGAAGCAGGAGCUAAUCCUAACACUAGAGACAAUUGGAAUUAUACUCCUUUGCAUGAAGCUGCGAUCAAAGGUAAAAUAGACGUGUGUAUUGCUCUGCUACAACAUGGAGCAGAUGCUAAUAUCAGAAAUACAGAAGGGAAGACAGCAUUAGAAUUGGCAGAUCCUGCAACUAAACCAGUAUUAACAGGAGAAUACAAAAAGGAUGAAUUGUUAGAAGCAGCAAGAUCAGGUUUAAAUGUAAAUUGCCAUGCAAGUGAUGGCAGAAGAUCUACCCCUUUGCAUUUAGCUGCUGGAUACAACAGAUCUAGAGUUGUGCAAAUUUUAUUGCAAAAUGGUGCAGAUGUACAUGCAAAAGAUAAAGGAGGUCUUGUUCCACUUCACAAUGCUUGCUCAUAUGGUCACUUUGAGGUAACUGAAGCACUUCUAAAACACGGUGCAGCAGUUAAUGCCAGCGAUUUGUGGGCGUUUACUCCACUACAUGAAGCUGCUAGCAAAUCUAGAGCCGAGGUGUGCUCGUUACUUUUAAGCGAGGGUGCCGAUCCAACUCAAUUAAACUGCCACAGUAAAAGCGCCAUUGAUGUAGCUCCAACAUUUGAAUUACAACAAAGAUUGGCAUACGAAUACAAGGGACACUGCCUCUUGGAUGCCUGCAGGCAGGCAGAUCUUACUAAGUUAAAAAAGUACCUAUCCCAAGAAGUUGUAAACUUUAAACACCCAUACACUGGGGAUACACCACUGCACUGUGCCGUUGCAUCUCCUUAUCCCAAGAGAAAACAAGUAAUAGAAUCAUUGAUUAGGAAAAAUGCUGCCUUAAAUGAGAAAAAUAAAGACUUUUUAACAUCUCUUCACGUUGCCACUGAUCAUUCUCACUAUGAUGCAAUGGAUGUGCUACUUAGACAUAAUGCAAAAGUCAAUGCUUUAGAUGGAUUAGGGCAAACUGCACUACACAGGUGUGUUAGAGAAGACAAUGUGCAAGCUUGCAGAAUAUUGUUAUCAUACAGUAUUGAUCCAUCUAUAGUAUCACUUCAGGGCUAUACUGCAGCCCAAGUAGCUGCAGAAAAUGUCCUUAAAAUAUUACAAGAUCCACCGAGCGGGACGGACGAUGCGGAAGCACAACUGUUGGAAGCGAGCAAAUCUGGUGACCUAGCGGCAGUUGAGAGAAUAUUACGAACAAAUCCACUUGCUGUUAAUUGUCGCGACGAAUAUUUAUUGGCACAUGGAGCAGAUGUACACGCCAAAGAUAAAGGUGGACUUGUUCCCUUACACAAUGCCUGCUCUUAUGGUCAUUACGAAGUAACGGAAUUGUUAGUAAAACAUGGUGCAUCGGUAAACGUCGCGGAUUUAUGGAAAUUUACACCACUUCACGAAGCUGCAGCUAAAGGAAAAUACGAUAUUGUUCGUUUAUUACUAAGACACGGUGCGGAUGCUACUAAAAAGAAUAGAGAUGGAGCAACACCUUUGGAUCUAGUAAGAGACGGCGAUCAAGACGUGGCUGAUUUAUUACGAGGGAACAGUGCACUUUUAGACGCAGCUAAGAAAGGAAAUUUAGCGAGAGUACAGCGGCUCGUUACACAAGACAAUAUUAAUUGUAGGGAUGCACAAGGCCGUAAUAGUACUCCAUUACACUUAGCUGCGGGAUACAAUAAUUUGGAAGUAGCGGAAUUUUUGCUUGAGCGUGGGGCAGAUGUGAAUGCUCAAGAUAAAGGAGGAUUGAUACCUUUGCACAAUGCUUCGAGUUAUGGUCAUUUAGAUAUCGCUGCAUUACUCAUUAAAUAUAAUACCGUAGUAAACGCUACUGACAAAUGGGGCUUUACACCACUUCAUGAGGCAGCACAGAAGGGAAGGACGCAGCUGUGUGCCCUUUUACUGGCACAUGGCGCGGAUCCUUUCUCGAAAAAUCAAGAAGGACAAACUCCUCUGGAUCUAGCUAGCGCUGACGAUGUGAGAUGCUUAUUGCAAGAUGCUAUGGCUUCACAGCAAAUAGUACCAUCAAUACCAUCUGGUAACACUGGCGUUGGAGUUGCCAUUAACUUAAGUAGUAAUGGUAAUAAUACUAUUAACAGUAGGCCACCCAGCAUCGUUGCGGUUCCAGUUACACCACCGCCUCCGCUCACUCAAGAAACUGUUAUCAUGCCUUCUGGAACAGCUAUGACUUUGUGUGUACCACUUGCAAGACCGUCUUCUUGUUUGAGCCCAAUGCCACCAUCCGAGACCUGCUCCGAAAGGGAUUCCAAAGAUUCUAAAGACAACUCAAAUAUCACAACCGUGGCUGGUUUUCUUCAGAGCCUUGGUUUAGAACAUUUAUUAGAAUUGUUCGAACGUGAACAGAUCACGUUAGACAUAUUAGCGGAGAUGGGUCACGAGGACCUAAAGCAAGUUGGAGUGUCCGCUUAUGGUUAUAGACACAAGUUAAUCAAAGGCAUGGAGAAGCUUCUAAAUACGACUGCUGGCACGCCUUGGCAACCGACCAUUACACCUGGAACGCUAUUAGUGGAUCUGUUAGCAGAGGACAAGGAAUUUCUAGCUGUCGAAGAAGAAAUGCAAAGUACCAUUAGACAGCAUAGAGAUAAUGGCCAUUCUGGUGGUAUAUUUUCUCGAUAUAAUAUAGUUAGGAUACAAAAAGUGCAAAACCGAAAAUUGUGGGAACGUUAUGCGCAUAGAAGACAGGAAGUUGCAGAGGAAGUUGGUGCGGCAGCUCCAUCCUCUCCUAGCACUGGUUCCCGGACCACUCCUGGAUCAAGUCUGCCGCAGGCGAAUGAGAGGAUGUUGUUUCACGGUAGUCCGUUUAUUAACGCCAUCGUUCAAAAGGGAUUCGACGAACGACAUGCGUACAUCGGUGGUAUGUUCGGCGCUGGAAUUUAUUUUGCCGAGCACAGUAGCAAAAGUAAUCAAUACGUAUAUGGAAUAUGUGGAGGCACUGGAUGCCCAGCACAUAAGGAUCGAAGUUGUUAUAUCUGCCAUAGACAUUUGUUACUCUGUCGUGUCACACUGGGAAAGUCAUUUUUGCAAUUCUCCGCGAUGAAGAUGGCUCACGCACCACCAGGACACCAUAGUGUAAUGGGCAGACCGUCUCAAGGUGGUUUAGCCUUCCCCGAAUAUGUUGUUUAUAGAGGCGAACAAGCAUAUCCGGAAUAUCUUAUCACGUACCAAGAGGGGAAACCCAAACAAAAGUCUGGAACAAAUAGACAAAAAAAAGUUUGA